AUGAUCUGGGUAGAGUUGGUUUUGGUAAUCAUUGCUUUCAUUCAGACUGGGAUGGGACUCCUGGGGAACUCAGUGCUGUUUAUAGUUUACCUCAGAACCUUCCUUUCCCAGCCCCAUCGCAAGAAACUGAUAGACCUGAUCCUCACACACCUGACCGUGGCCAACACAGUGACACUGCUUACCCAAGGGGUCCCCACACUGAUAUUUGCCAUCGGGAUAGAGAACAAAUUAGAAGAUGUUGGGUGUCAUAUCAUAAGCUAUUUCAGAAGAGUGACACGAGGCCUGUCCAUCUGCACCACGUGUCUCCUGAGCAUGUUCCAGGCCAUCACCAUCAGUCCCAGCACCUCCCACUGGGCCCGGCUCAAACCCAAGGCUUCUGGUUACAUUGUCCCUUCCUUAGGUUUCUUCUGGAUCCUCCACCUCUUGAUGUACAUGAAUAUAUUAACCACAAGAGUUGUCACCAAAAAUGCUAAUGUCACAGUUAAUCAUUUUAAUAUAAAAUAUUGUUCUGAUAUAUUCUCAAAGAAAUUUUUGACCAAUGUAGCAUUUGUAGGUAUGAUAACUCUCAGGGAUGUUUUCUUUGUGUCCCUCAUGAGCUGGGCAAGUGGCUACAUGGUGAUCGUGCUCUACCGACACCAUAAACAAGUGCAGCACAUCCGCAGCACCAGCACCGUCUCCACAGCCUCUCCAGAGACCAGAGCCACCCACACCAUCCUGCUCCUGGUCACCUGCUUUGUUACCUUUUACUUCAUAAACUGCAUCAUUAGCCUGAUGUCAACACUGGUAGAAAAUAAAAACUUCAGUAUGACGGAUGCUAUGACCAUUCUUGGAGCCUGUUACCCGGCCCUCUGCCCCUGGGUGCUAAUAAAAAGUGAUCCCCGAGUUCUCUGGCCUCACGGUGUCCUUAGGAAGGUGGUAGGCACCUCUCCAAUCAUGGAUCCUGGUGGUGAGCAACAGACUUGCUCUUUGCCCUAUUCUUUGUCCAAGGAUCCACUCUGA
This is a messenger RNA of Ornithorhynchus anatinus (platypus), 999 nucleotides long. RefSeq names its product vomeronasal 1 receptor ornAnaV1R3251. Gene Ontology annotation, biological process: G protein-coupled receptor signaling pathway. Gene Ontology annotation, cellular component: membrane. Gene Ontology annotation, molecular function: pheromone receptor activity. Bases 1 to 999 code for a protein of 332 amino acids. Lineage: Eukaryota; Metazoa; Chordata; Mammalia; Monotremata; Ornithorhynchidae. The transcript has a single exon. The record is from RefSeq and is marked inferred.